Messenger RNA from Erigeron canadensis, 1664 nucleotides. RefSeq lists its product as uncharacterized. NCBI's taxonomy places the organism in Eukaryota, Viridiplantae, Streptophyta, Magnoliopsida, Asterales, Asteraceae. Gene Ontology annotation, molecular function: lipid binding. The record is from RefSeq and is a predicted model, not a curated record. The coding region runs from base 153 to 1313 and encodes 386 amino acids. The transcript is spliced from 6 exons.
UCUUCCCUUAUCUUUUCAACUCACUUUCUCUUAAUAUUUUAUCUAUCUGUUAUAUUAUAUAUAAUACUAGUAAAGUAGUUCUAAUAAAAUCUUUGUGGGUCGGUGUGUAUAUAUUUGCUUGAAGACCCACAUUGUGGAAAUUUGUAAAGAGGAUGAUGAUAAUGUUGGUGUUUUUAGGAUUUGGUUUCUUUGUUGGGGUUUUGGUUGGUUGGUUAUGGAAACCCAAAUGGGCUAACUUUUGCAUUCAUAAUGGCAAAUUUCAAUAUUCUGGUAUGGGUUUCAUACCUCCCUCCCCUGUCAACCAAACACCCACAUUGGUUUCAAGCAAUAAUCCCAAUAUCAGUUCAUCAAAUGUUGCAAAAGAGGAAAACCAUCUUCUUAAAGAUGAAGAUUUGAAGCAUCUAUGGCAUCUUGUGGAAAAAAGAGAUGGUGGUCCACCAUGGAAGCAUAUGAUGGAUUGUUCAACACCAAAUAUGCAUUAUCAAGCAUGGCAAAGAGAUCCCGAGACAGGCCCUCCUCAGUAUUGCAGCAAGACUGUGUAUGAAAAUGCCACACCUGAACUCAUGAGGGAUUUCUUUUGGGAUGAUGAGUUUCGACUGAAGUGGGAUGAUAUGCUUUUACAUGCUACAACCCUAGAAGAAUUCCCCAAGACAGGCACGAGUGUAGUACAUUGGAUACGAAAGUUCCCUUUUUUCUGCAGUGAUAGAGAAUACACAAUAGCCCGUCGCAUAUGGGAACUUGGAAGAUCCUAUUACUGUGUGACAAAGGGAGUGCCUUGCCCUUUGGUUCCAAGGAAGCAGAAACCACGACGUGUUGAUCUUUAUUAUUCAAGUUGGUUCAUUAAAUCAGUGGAAUCAAAGACCGGGAGUGAAAAGCCAGCAUGCGAGGUAACGUUCUUUCAUCAUGAAGACAUGGGCAUCCCAUGGGAAAUUGCAAAAUUUGGAGUACGGCAAGGGAUGUGGGGAGCAGCCAAGAAAGUUGAGCGCGGCUUUCGGCUAUAUCAAAACGAACGAUCUUUGUCAAAAAGUAUAUCACCUCAUGUUGUCAUGGCCGAGAUGAGUACCAAAAUUGAUGAAGCCCACCUGACUUUGCUAGAAUCUGAUAAAGAUCAAGAUGAAAAAAUGACAGAAACCAAAGUGGCUGUCCGGCAAGAGAAGCAGAUCGUGGGAAUGAAUGUGCCUAAGCUUUUAGUAUUUGGUGGAGCUGUUAUUAUGGCAUGUAGUAUUGACCGUGGUCUCUUGACAAAAGCCGCCGUGUUUGGUGUUGCCAAGAGGUUUGCGGCUUUAGGGAGUCAAGCUGGACCCCGGCGGUGAUAUUACUGUCCCAAUUGAGUCUUUUUUGUGGUAUCCAAAUAGAAAUAUAUGUCCAGAUAUAGGUGCUCGUGCUAUCGAUAAUUUUGAUACUUCAGGUAGAGGUGACAAGUUAAAAAAAAAAAAAAAACUCAAAAAGGAAGAAAAAAAAGAAGUGAAACCAUUAAAAACUAAUUCAUCGGAAUUGACCCAUUACAAAACCGAUGGUUCAUUUGUUGACUUUUGAUUAACCGAUUAGUUGGGUUUGGUGUUGUUUACGGGGAAGAACCAUCUAAAAACCGGCCCGUUUCGUUUUAAGUAAUAUAUGUUGUACGUGGAUAUGAUAGAAAUAAAGUGGAAGUUCGGUAUUUUAAA